Molecule: messenger RNA, 924 nt
Organism: Stylonychia lemnae
Lineage: Eukaryota; Ciliophora; Spirotrichea; Sporadotrichida; Oxytrichidae
Source: the annotation of a GenBank genome assembly
AUGGAACUUUCGAUCCAAGACUUCAGAUUCUACAUCUUUACAAAGAUUUAUAAUGGGGAAUGUGGGCCUGAAAUCCUAUCAGAUAAAGGAUAUGCUAACAAGCUCAAUGUUAUCUUUGACAUAGAUCACACAUUAGUUUAUUCUAUAAAUGCUGAUUAAUGCCCUUAAUUAGCUCAAAAUCAAUUAUUGCCAAGAAUAAAACUAGCCCCAAAGGAUAACUAUCAGCAAAAGGAAUUUUAACUUAAGCAAAAAGAUAUUAAUGAUUUCAAGUAAAAGAUCUCCCAAGAUAAAAUGUUUGACAAAGAAAACUGCAUUAUCAUUGAUGACUAAGUGAUGGCAGUAAAGGAUAGCUCACAGUCGAAAUUUAUUCUUAGCAUGAAAUUCAUGAAGAACUUUGAAAUGACUAGUGAACCUUAGAGGACCUAAACUCUCAUAAUCUUUAAUUAUCCUAAAGUAUGGGGGAUAGACAAUAAUUCUUUGCACCCUGAAACUCAAACAUUUCACUAAGAUGUAAAUAAAUAAGGUGAAUUAAACUAACUCUAUUACAUUGGAUUAGUUAUCUCUAAAUUAUAUCUUAGAUAGUUCACACUCUAACCUGAAAAGACUUUUACUUAGAUACUAAAUGAGUAUAAAAAAGAAAUCUUUAAGGAAAUAAAAUUCUUUCUUAAUGAAUUUAACUAUCAAGUAGAAUUAACUAGACAAAAUGAUCAGACUCAAUCUUUAAUUGAAAGAAUGAUAGUAUCAAUGGGAGGAACUAUAAGCAACAGCAAGACGGUCAGCAAUUAUUGCGUUUAUAGGAAGAAAUCUGUAAAGGUAGCAACAGGGUCUCAUUUCAAAUUCAAGCCAGUUUAUUAUAAGUUUGUUUCAGAUAGCUAUUUUAUGAUGACUCAUCUAGACUCUGAAUUAUACAAGAUUAAGAACUGA